UAGUCGGUUAGAGUAAAAACGGCGCAUGCCUUCCCCGGAGUCAGGACCCGUGGAUUCUGACGUAGCCCGUGCAUCUUAAAAUCCUAUAAUAACGCCUAGGCAUUGAAGUUGCCAUGGCCAUUCCGAUCUGGAACCAAAUGGAGAAACUACGAAAUUUACCCCGUACGACCGCCGGUUGGGAUGCAGACCUUCCUGCCUGCUAGGAGCCGGGGCUCUGCCCAUAGAGAUGCAUAGAUGUGUUUAUCAGUGUGUCGGCGUGUGAGUAUACAGCGCUGGUUUCUUUUAGGCUAUUAGUGGUUUGACCUUGAACCUGUACCAGUGCAACGGCAGAUUACUUUUAUUUAUGUAUUUCAUGGAUUGAAGAAAAUAACGUGUUUUUUUCCCCUCUCUGCAACCGCAGUAAGGGAGGGGAGUUUAAUAUACCUCGCCUAAGAUUUCCCGGGUUGGCACCAUCAUUAUUGUUUAUCCCUGUGCUCCAACAGCCCAGCCUUCUGAUGGCUCCCUUAGGUGAAGUUGGGAACUAUUUCGGUGUGCAGGAUGCAGUACCGUUUGGGAAUGUGCCCGUGUUGCCGGUGGACAGCCCGGUUUUGCUAAGUGACCACCUGGGUCAGUCCGAAGCAGGGGGGCUUCCCCGGGGACCUGCAGUCACGGAUUUGGAUCAUUUAAAGGGGAUUCUCAGGCGAAGGCAGCUCUACUGCAGGACUGGAUUUCACUUGGAAAUCUUCCCCAAUGGUACUAUCCAAGGAACCAGGAAAGACCACAGCCGAUUCGGCAUUCUGGAAUUUAUCAGUAUAGCCGUGGGCCUUGUCAGCAUUCGAGGCGUGGACAGUGGACUCUACCUCGGCAUGAAUGAGAAGGGGGAGCUGUACGGAUCAGAAAAACUAACCCAAGAGUGUGUAUUCAGAGAACAGUUUGAAGAAAACUGGUAUAAUACGUACUCUUCGAAUCUCUAUAAACAUGUGGACACUGGAAGGCGAUACUAUGUUGCAUUAAAUAAAGAUGGGACCCCAAGAGAAGGAACGAGGACUAAACGGCACCAGAAAUUCACACAUUUUUUACCAAGACCAGUGGACCCUGACAAAGUACCUGAACUAUAUAAGGAUAUUCUCAGCCAAAGUUGACAAAGACCAUUUCUUCACUUGAGCCCUUAAAAAAGUAACCACUAUAAAGGUUCCGUGCAGUGGGUUCUUAUUGAUUAGCUGUGUCAUCACAUCUGCUCCACUGUUGCCAAACUUUGUCGCAUGUAUAACAUAGGAUGGAGGCUUGGAUGGGGACGUGCUGACUUUGUGUUGCACUUACAGGCCUGUCCUCUGGGAGGCCUGCCUGUGCCCACUUGAUUUAUUGUGAGAAGAGACAAGGAUGUGUGUAUGUUAGUGUGUGUAUGUGUAAGUGUGAGUGGAUGAGCAACAGGAAAUCAAAGACAGGAGCAAAGUAGAAGAUGGUGGCCUGAUGCAUGCUGUGGUAUAGACACACUUUCACAUGUCUAAUCAGUUGUCCUUCAGCUGGUAUCAGCACAGCUGCCACAACUUUGACUCAUGGGAUCUUGGCUGGUGGCCUGCUCAAGGGUACACUGCAUUUGCAAAGGCAUGGAGGGUGCAGUCUUACUUAAGAGACCUUUUCAGUUAAUUCUCACUGGUGCCAUCCCAGUGAAUUUAAAGCAAAGAUCUCUUAGUUAAAGAAAAAAAAAAGUUAAAUUUAUUUAUAGAAAUUCCAAAGGCAACAUUUUAUUUAUUUUAUAUAUUUAUUUAUUAUAUAGAGUUUAUUUUUAAUGAAAUAUGUACAGGCCAGAUAGGCAUUUUGGAAGCUUAGGCUCUGUAAGCAUUAAAUGGGAAAGUCUGCUAUGAACCUGUGGUGAAUUCAUGCAGAUGAAUAUAACUUUGCAUGGAUAUGAGAAAUUCUAAUGACCCUUAAUGUACUGAAGGCGACAAUCUCUUUUGUGCCCGUAUUAUUGUAAACUUAUGCACAUCAUUCAUGACACUGAGUAUUCACUCUUCAGAAUGCUUGUUUCAUAGCUUAUCCCAGAGGAUUAAAGAUAAACUGGGUCUCAAACUUUUAUUCUGUGUCUGUACUAUUUACUCUCUCAUAAGUGACUGACGCCAUCCUUGUAAUGUCACAGUUGGAAAAUAUGAGGGUCAGUAUAUAGCCGACUCGUCUAAAUCUAUUGCAGAAUGUACCAAAGCUAAGCAGUAGCCAUGCUUUUAUUUUAGUUGGUCUCUAGAACAACAGGAUGAACAUCAAACAUUGUACUGAUUUAGAGUUCUCAAAAAGGAAAAAAAAAGCUUACAUAGCACAGAUUAUUCUUUAAAGAGACACCUGAACCAGAUUAGUAGGAUCAUUCUUGUAAACUUUUUAUUUGUACAUUUGGUUAUCAAAUAUGAAAUUAUACAAGUACCAUAGAGGUCAUUGUAACAUUUUUAAUGGAAAAUUGAUUUUGGUGUGAACUGUCAUAAUACGUAGUAUUAGAACCUUCAAGUAAAACUUGCAAAUGAAACUAAUAACUCUUCAUUAAUAAUUGACAAUGAGGGGGAAGUAUUAUAUUUGUUGACUGUUUUGCUUUUAAAAAGGUCUUCACAAGCGCUCAGUUUUUUAAAGAGGAGGUUACUAUAUAGACUAUCUUUUACAAGGCUUUUAUAACAUUUUAUGCUGAAAAGCCUAAGAAUACAUAUUUAUUUAGUAGCAAUAAUUUUGGAACUUGCCCUUGGGCAAGGGAGACUAUUCCUUACUAUAUCUAAGGAGAAAAGAGCCAAAUUCUUAAAGCAAUAUUUAAGAAAAAGGAGUUUAUAACAAAUUCUCAUACCAUAGAGAAUAGUUUUUAGUCAGUUAUGUUGGGAAAUUAAAAGUGACAGUUAAAAAAUGUGUUGGAAUUUAUGUAGCUAAUUUUAAAAUUUAAUACUCCAACUUUGUUUUGCUGUGAUGCAUAUUCUCUAUGAAAAAUAAAGGUAUGUCACUAGUGAGUUAAAGCUGUUUUGAAGUAGAAGCCCAUGACUUAUAGCCGUGAACAUAUGUGGCUCUUCUAAGGUCCAAGCUGGAGCACACAGAAGAGUCCUCCUGCUGAUAGGCAUUAAGGAAAAAUUAAGUCUAACCUUUGGAAUUAAGAAAUAUUUUGGGGGUGGGGGACUGAAGCAAUAUAAGAUAAUUUACAAUAAAGGUCAGAUUGUUCUCUUCAUUUAGUCCCCCCCCCCUUUUUUUUAACUUUCUAAAGAGAAACUGUAUUUAAUCCCUAGAUGUAGUAGUCUUAUUUAUUAUUUAACUCUUUGCUGCUGUUAAAAUGUGCACAUAUUCAGGCUUUAGUUCUUCCAAAAGGCAUUUAAUAUUUUUGACUGAGAAACAUUAAACAUCUGACCACUGGGAUGAAUCAAGUUUGUAGGAUGUCAUAGGUACAAUAUUUAGCACUGAAAAAAUUGAUUUUAGGUGAUAACCAAAAGUAAAGGAGCAUGAGGUGCAAUUAGCCCAAAAUAAAGAAAACAAUUUGUGAAAAAGACUAAAAGCUCCAUGCAUUCCUAGAAAAAUGCUACUUUAAUGUCUACAUUUGGAGUUAUUUUGUUUUGGUACCUAUUUUUUAAAAAAAGAGAAAAAUGUUUUUUUUUGCUUUUGGCAAUGGAUACAAUAAACUGUAAUGGUCUGUAAAUAAAUAAAUAUUGACUUAUGCAA
Molecule: messenger RNA, 3651 nt
Organism: Myotis davidii
Lineage: Eukaryota; Metazoa; Chordata; Mammalia; Chiroptera; Vespertilionidae
Gene: FGF9
Product: fibroblast growth factor 9
Exons: 3
Coding region: 495-1121 (208 amino acids)
Biological process (GO): fibroblast growth factor receptor signaling pathway; positive regulation of protein phosphorylation; positive regulation of gene expression
Cellular component (GO): cytoplasm
Molecular function (GO): growth factor activity; fibroblast growth factor receptor binding
Source: RefSeq, a predicted model, not a curated record